Protopolystoma xenopodis is the source of this 234-nucleotide messenger RNA. Lineage: Eukaryota; Metazoa; Platyhelminthes; Monogenea; Polystomatidea; Polystomatidae. The record is from the annotation of a GenBank genome assembly.
GUCGAAGAAGCAGCAGUUCGUGAGAAAGCAGUUGAGUCACUUCGCAAAAUUGCCAAGGAUCACUCUCAGGAAGAUCUCGAACGAUACUACUAUCCAUUAGUACGCCGUCUUAGCUUCGGAAAAUAUUUCACUGCCCGCAUAUCCGCCUGUGGACUUCUGAGUAUCAUCUAUCGUCAAGUAAAUAGUUACCAGCGCCGCGGACUUUGUGGGCUAGCGAAGAAGCUAGCAAAGUAA